GAGAGAGUGGGUGGAGGUGGAGCUCUCCUGGGAACAAUCAAUGCAUGCAUGCUCUGAUUGUCCAGUGGAGUAAUGGAGGUGCCCUCAAUCCUCUCUUGCUUUUAAUCCCUUCAUCUCUUGGUUGUUGAUGCUUUCUCUCGCUCUCGUUCUCUAUAUAUCUCAAAUUUUUUUUGGGGGUCCAAGAUCUGAGCUUUUAGAUCUAUCGAUUGAUGUAUGUAUGAAAGUGAGGGAGUUGUGGAGUGUUUGUGAAUUGCGAUAUGGGAAUGGUUGUGAUUCUUUAGGGUUUUUUCUUUUUUUUCUCUUUUUUGGGGGUUUUGAUCCGUGUUGUAAAGCAAAAGGUUGGGUUUUGAGGUUGGUUUAGAGAUUCUAGGGCUUUUCUUGCUGGCAUUUCUUUUGGGAAUUUUGAUAAACAGAGAGGAGGGAAGGCCAUUUGUUAGGGUUAGGGUUUGAAGAGGAGAAGAGAGCGCCAUAAGAGUUCAAAAGAGUGUUUUGCUAACUUCUAGGGUUUUGAUUUCAUUCUGGUCUCCUUGUUUUCCUUUGGAAUUUUUGCAGGCAAAUUGGCCAUUGGUGUCAGUGUUUCUUGGGUUAGGGUUAGGGUUUGACUAAUUUUUCUCGGAGAAUAGAAGAGAAGAGAGCGCCAUAAGGGUUCAAAAAUUGUUUGUGAAUAUCUAGGGUUUUGAUUUCAUUUCUGGUUCUCUUCUCUCUCUUUGGAAUUUUUGCAAACAGAGUGUUGGCGGUGUUUCUGGUGUUGUUGUUAGGGUUAGGGUUUCAUUCAUGCAUCUAUCGCUAUGGAAGCCGAUAUCCCACUGCGCCGCCAUGAUCCUGGAUAAGAAGCACCGUAAAUCGGGGCUCAGUGAGGACGGGAAGAAGAAGCCCUCGGUUCUCCGGCAGCUUCAGGAGCACAAGCUCCGAGAAGCCCUAGAAGAGGCCUCCGAGGAUGGCUCCCUCUUCAAGUCCCAAGAAGCUGAUCCUGACUCCGACCCCGGCGCCAACGCCGACGGCGGUUCCAUCGGCCGGUCCCGGUCCUUGGCCCGCCUCCAUGCCCAGCGUGAGUUCCUCCGUGCCACUGCCCUUGCCGCUGACCGCACCUUCUCCUCCGCAGAGUCCAUUCCUGAGCUUGCGGAGUCCUUCUCCAAGUUUCUCACCAUGUACCCUAGGUACCAAUCGUCAGAGCAGAUUGACGCUUUGCGUUCCAAUGAGUAUGCUCACCUCUCUGAGUCCGGGGCCAAGGUAUGCCUUGACUACUGUGGUUUUGGCCUCUUUUCAUAUCUUCAGAGCUUCCAUUGUUGGGAGUCUUCGGCUUUUAGCCUUUCAGAGAUCACUGCUAACCUUAGCAACCAUGCUCUUUAUGGCGGCCCUGAGAGAGGCACUGGUGAACAUGAUAUCAAGCACAGGAUAAUGGACUACUUGAAUAUCCCUGAGAAUGAAUAUGGUUUGGUGUUUACUGUUAGUAGAGGUUCUGCUUUUAAAUUGCUUGCUGACUCGUAUCCUUUCCAUACAAACAAGAAGCUGUUGACAAUGUUUGAUCAUGAGAGCCAGUCGGUGAAUUGGAUGGCUCAGAGCGCAAAGGAGAAGGGGGCAAAGAUUCAGAGUGCUUGGUUUAAGUGGCCGACUUUGAGAAUUUGCUCCACUGAGCUGAGGAAGCAGAUAUCUUCAAACAAGAAGAGGCGGAAGAAGGAUUCGGCUGUUGGGCUUUUUGUGUUCCCGGUGCAGUCUAGAGUCAGCGGAGCCAAGUAUUCAUAUCAGUGGAUGGCAUUGGCACAGCAGAAUAACUGGCAUGUCUUGCUGGAUGCAGGGUCUCUGGGACCGAAGGACAUGGAUUCGCUCGGGCUGUCACUCUUCAGGCCUGAUUUCAUUAUAACAUCGUUCUACCGUGUGUUUGGUUCUGAUCCUACUGGUUUUGGAUGCCUUCUCAUCAAGAAAUCAGUUAUGGCAAGCUUGCAAAACCAAAAUGGGGGCACCGGAUCAGGGAUGGUGAGGAUUGUGCCAGUUUUUCCCCAAUACUUGAGUGAUUCUGUGGAUGGUCUGGAUGGAUUAAUUGGAAUUGAAGAUGAGGAAAUUAUUGAAACUGAAGAUUCAUUGAUGCCUGAUACGCAUAGAGGGUCUCAGCUGCCUGCUUUCUCAGGCGCUUUUACAUCAGCACAGGUCAGGGAUGUUUUUGAUACUGAGAUGGAUCAGGAUAACAGCUCUGACAGGGAUGGUGCGAGCACCAUUUUUGAGGAGACAGAGAGUAUUUCUGUUGGAGAGGUGAUGAAGAGCCCGGUUUUCAGUGAGGAUGAGUCAUCGGACAAUUCAUUCUGGAUUGACUUGGGUCAGAGUCCCAUUGGAUCUGACAAUUCAGGGCAGUUGAAGAGGGGGAAGUUAGGCUCUCCGAUACCACCAUCAUGGUUUUCUGGAAAAAAGAAUCAGAAAAAACUGUCACCUAAAGUUUCAUCCAAGAUUGCAACGAGCCCAAUAUAUGAUGAUCACACUAUUUCUUUUGAUGCAGCACUAAAAUCUGUCUCCCAAGAUCUAGAGAGGGUCAAGGGAAUACCUGAAGAAGAAACAGCUGAAUGUAGUGGGGAUGUGGAUCUUCAUCAGAAUAGGGAAAUUGAAGAAGAGCCUGAAUUUCAAGUCACAAAUGCAUGCAAUGUGAAGUUUUCUGCUGCCAAUGGAACAAGAACUGGAAGUUCUGUUUAUAUGCCACAGCGUAGGCGAGAGAACGGGUCAACAUCUGAGAUAUGUGAAGAAGGCUUCCAGGAGAUGAAAGAAAGUGCAAUAAGAAGGGAGACUGAAGGUGACUUUAGGCUUUUGGGAAGGAGAGAAGGAAAUAACAAUAGGUAUGCUGGGUCCAGAUUCUUUGGUGUGGAAGAAAAUGAGCGUGUUGUAAGCAUGGGUCGUCGGGUCUCCUUCAGCAUGGAGGACAACAAACAUGGUGAAAGGCAGUGUCAAAAUUCAGAUGCCGGUGAGCCGUCUGCACAGACUCUUGGUGAUGAUGAUAGUGAUGGUGAUGAUGAUGAGGAUGCUCAAGAGUGGAGCAGGAGAGAGCCUGAAAUAGUUUGCAGGCAUCUUGAUCAUGUGAACAUGCUGGGCCUCAACAAAACCACCUUGAGGCAACGUUAUCUGAUAAAUUGGCUUGUGACCUCUUUAUUGCAAUUGCGCCUACCAGAUUCGGAUGGAGGAGUUGGAUCUCAUCUCGUCCACAUUUAUGGUCCAAAGAUCAAAUACGAGAGGGGUGCAGCUGUGGCUUUCAAUGUGAAGUCUAGUUCUGGGGCAUUUUUGAAACCUGAUGUUGUUCUGAAGCUUGCUGAGAAAAAUGGAAUUUCUUUGGGUAUUGGUUUCCUAAGUCACAUAAAAGUCCUUGAAAGCCAAAAACAUCUCCAUGGGGCGGUGGAUUUGGGUGAUGCUUCAUUGUGUAAGCCUGUAUCAAAUGGGCGCCAUGACAGUAAGAACACCAUGAUCAGAGUGGAAGUUGUUACUGCCUCUCUUGGCUUCCUUACAAAUUUUGAAGAUGUUUAUAGGAUGUGGGCUUUUGUGGCAAAGUUUCUAGAUCCAACAUUUGCUGAAGAUGAUAGGCCAUCCAUUGUUGUGGAGGCUUCAGAAACAUGACAGCUUGGAUCAAAUUUUCAAAUCCUGUUCAUCUUUAAGUGACCUGCUGCCCUCGGUGCCUCUGAAACACACACAAUUGCAAUCAGUGGUGCCAUAGACCAGUGUGUUGAUGUGAUUGAGCUGAAGAGAAGUUUCAUCUGUAUAUUUCUCUGCGUUUCAUAUCUCAAGAGUUCUUCGUCAUUAAAGGGCGCAGCACUUUGUUGGCUUCUCAUGUGAUUAUUUUAUUGGCCUUGCUAGGUAUGCGUCAUUUUGUUUCUUGUAGAUUUUGCUUGGAAAAUUUCUAUUUUCUGACCACCGGUGCUGCUCUUUUUCGAUCAAAUGUGGUUUGUAAAGAAGUUGAAUGGGCAUGAUGUCGCUUCUGCCAUACUGUAAGAUUAUCCAUUCUAUGAUAGGAAGAGUGAAGCUGGCAUUUCCCUGCUAUUUUAUUCUCUUUGGUUGGUUAUCUGUUAUAAAUGCAAUUUUUACUUUAUUGACUAUAUGCAACUGAUGGUGAACACCCAUAUCUUUCAAGGUUAAUGUGAUUCUUUUCUCA
Messenger RNA from Dioscorea cayenensis subsp. rotundata (Guinea yam), 4120 nucleotides. RefSeq lists its product as uncharacterized. The transcript has 2 exons. Lineage: Eukaryota; Viridiplantae; Streptophyta; Magnoliopsida; Dioscoreales; Dioscoreaceae. Bases 775 to 3588 code for a protein of 937 amino acids. The record is from RefSeq and is a predicted model, not a curated record.